UCAUAUAUUCCUUUGAAAUUCAGACACCUUUUCCUCCUUUAAAGUCGCCAAGGCCCAAGGAAAAGGUUUGGCCCACAUUAUACCAGAAAGAAAAUGAAUAUUCGUGUUUGACAUUCAACUCCCAUCAUAUUAGAAUCCAUUUCUUAUUUUAGGAGAACAAUUUCAUUUGUCUUGGGGAUAUUCACAAGAGCAUUUACUUUCUCAGUUGGAAGGAACUGGGAACUCAACUUACUUUGUUGGCCAAAGAUUUUGGUCCACUUGAUUGUUUCGCAACAGAAUUUCUAAUCGACGGGAGUACUCUUAACUUAGCAGUUUCAGAUGAUCAAAAGAAUGUACAGGUUAGCACGUGUAACUAUGUGAGUACUUGUGAUGUUAUAGGUACUUUACAAUGACAAGCAAUAAUAAUAAUAAUAAUAAUUUGACCUCCUAAUUUGCAUUGCCUUCACACUUGUCCUCUUUUUCAUCUUCACACACACUGGAUCCUUGUAUAGAACAUUAGAACCACAUGACACAUGCCGGUAUCUGUGUUUUUUAUGGUCAAUAAUCAAAAGAUAUCCUAGUUAAUUACCAUGUUUAAGUCUAGGGUUGGGCCAGGAGGGUCUCUCAACGCCUUCUUUUCUUCUCAUCGGAGUUCUUUCACAAAGACUUGCCAUGGUAGGAAGCAGGGGGGAACAAGCACACUUAGAGAGCGCAGUACAAAGGAGAGUUGUAUGUAUUUGGAUUUCUUGAAUGUAUUAAAACAGUUACUCCCUCCGUCCCCCUCAAUUGUUUACAUUGGAGGGGGACACGGAGACCAAGACAUGUGUGAAAAUUGAGUAAAGUUAGAUGAAAAGUGGGUAAAGUGGUGGGACCUAUCAAUAUUUAAUAAUAGAUUUGAGAUAGUGGAGGGAAGUAGUGGGUGUAAUAGUAGUUUUUAUUGUUAAAUAUGAGAUAGUGGGGGAAGAUAGUGGGUGUAAUGAUGGGAAAAACUUACUAUUUAUAGUAACGUAAAGAAAUGAGAGGGACAUCCCAAAAUAGUAACUGUAAAGAAAUGAGAGGGACAGAGGGAGUAUUCUAUUAUGCACCCAAGAUGUCAGAGAGUUGGAAAGGACAAAAAUUUCUUUCUCGAGCUGAGUUUCAUUUUAGUGCUCAUGUGACCAAGUUUCAGAGGUUGCAGAUGCUUCCUACACCUGAUCAAACCAAUGCUGCUCCUAUCCCUGACAAGACAAAUCUUUUUGCUCUUUUAUGUGGGACUCUGGAUGGCAGUGUGGGAUGUAUUGCACCUCUAGAUGUAUUAGCAUUUUGUAGACUUCAGUCUUUGCAAAAGAAACUUGUUGAAUCUGUGCCACAUGUUGCUGGAUUGAAUCCAAGAUCUUUUUGUCAAUUCCAUUCGAAAGGAAAGGUUCACCGGCCUGGUCCAGACAGCAUAGUCGACUGUGAACUUCUUUGUCCGUUUGAAAUGCUUGUAUUGGAGCAGCAGCAUGAGAUUGCUAAUCAGAUGGGAACAACACGAUCACAGAUUGUGUCAAAUUUAAAUGAUCUUGCUCUUGGUACAAGUUUCUUACGGGGAACAGCCUGUUAAAUGACAAACUGCGGGAAAUAGCGUGACAAAUCAGAUAGACCACUGAAGGGCUAUACACCCUAGCUUCUUGUUUGUAAAUUGUGAUGAAAUCUCCAUAGAACUGUAAUUGGUUGGCCUUCACACUUCUCAGUCAUCUAGCUGGCUAAUAGCAUUUGUUUUAAAACUUAUUGUGAUUAUUCUUCAUUAUACAAUUAGAUUUUUAGAGGUAGUGCUAGACCUGGAAUUAGAGCGAAAACU
Messenger RNA from Daucus carota subsp. sativus, 1798 nucleotides. RefSeq names its product probable cleavage and polyadenylation specificity factor subunit 1. Gene Ontology annotation, molecular function: nucleic acid binding; protein binding. Bases 995 to 1561 code for a protein of 188 amino acids. Lineage: Eukaryota; Viridiplantae; Streptophyta; Magnoliopsida; Apiales; Apiaceae. The transcript is spliced from 2 exons. Gene Ontology annotation, cellular component: nucleus. The record is from RefSeq and is a predicted model, not a curated record.